Molecule: messenger RNA, 3681 nt
Organism: Closterium sp. Naga37s-1
Lineage: Eukaryota; Viridiplantae; Streptophyta; Zygnematophyceae; Desmidiales; Closteriaceae
Source: the annotation of a GenBank genome assembly
AUGGCGCGUCUACUCUUCGUCGUAUCUUUCGCCGUCCUGCUGGCAGUUGCGUCCGCAGGACAAACCGUGGUGACGGGACCUAACAACCCGGCAGUGAACCUCGACAAGGCCAAGGGCGAUAAUGGCGUGGCGACUAACGUCCCUUCUGGCAUCGAGAAGGCGGCGGCUGCGGGCAACCUGGAUAAGUUCGAGGGGACGACGAUCGUGGGCACGGAGACGGACAGUAUGCUGAUGGUGGACGUGAAGGCGGCCGGAUGGAACAAAAUGAAGUGCCACAAGGACCUGGGCAAGCCCGGGGACGGCGCGUGCACGCCGGCUAACUGCAGCAAGGGCGGCAUCGCCGCCAAGUGGAAGACGUCGAACCUGCUGAAGAACAAGCUGGGCGUGGAGGUGUACGUGAAGGGCAACCCGCUGACGCUGAAGAAGGCGUCCCCGCAGACGUGCUGCAACACGUGCGCGGGGUACAGCAGCUGCACGUACUGGCAGUAUAUCCCCGACAUCACGAUCGACGGCAAGAAGACGGAUGGUGCGUGCUACCUGGUGCACGACAACAUCGACUACUCGUGCGGCGAGCUGACGGCGCAGUACGCGACAGACUCGAAGCCCAUCGCGCUGCAGGUGCGCACGGGCGGCGAGUGCAACCCCGCGGCGAACGUGGUGAACGACCCGCAUCUGGUGGGCGCGUACGGCACGCACUUCGACUUCAACGGGCGCCCCGACAAGGCGUUCUGCCUGCUGACGGACAAGGACCUGCACGUGAACAUGCUGCUGCGCGGGUACUACUCGGACGACACGGAGAACGCGGCGCUCGUUGUGGACGGCAAGGCGGUGCACACGUGGAUCAAGGAGCUCGGCAUCAUCUGGUUCGCGAACGGCGCCGACCACAAGGUGCGGCUCGCGGCGCGCUCUGGCAAGCAGCAGGAGUGCGGCGAUGGGUUCAUGAAGACGAUCGAGAUCGACGGCGAGGAGAUCCCGAGGAUGAGCGUGGGCGACGAGGUGACGACCGAGGGCGGUCUGACUCUGCGGUUCGCGGCGCUGGAGAAGGAGGGCCCGUAUGACGUGGACUACUACACGCUCGCGAUCGACGGGCUCGUGGCGCUCGACCUGCGCCUGCGCGUGGCCAACCCCAAGCUGCAGACGCCCAGCGAGGCCGAGGCGCACAUCAACGUGGGGAUUGUGGAGUUGGAGCACACCGACGACGUGCACGGCGUGCUCGGCCAGACGUACCGCCCCGACCACGCUGCUCGCGCCGCCGACUUCCAGCGGCUGAUCGCGAACCUGCACCGUCCGAUCUCGGCCGACAGCCAGGAGGGCGCUGGGUUCCUUGACGGCACUCCCCGGCUGUACGAGUCGAGCUCCGUGCUGUCCGUGGACUGCGCGCAAACCGACGAAUCUCGCCGUCGAUUCCUCACCUGCUCUGCGCGCGCACGGAAAAUCGGCGCUGACGAAGUUUCCGCCGAACCCUCUUCUCCUUCCGCCGACGCAAAAACAGCUGCAGACGGGGAGAUUGUAGCUGAGAAUACGGCGGCGGAGGAUACGGGGAAGAAGCCGGAGGAUGCAGGGAAGAAAGCGGAGGAUGCGGGGAAGAAGGCGCAGAAGCGGGGGAAGGAGCUGGAGAAGCGCUUGCGCCGGUUGCGGGAAGUAAUGGCGGAAGUGGAUGGGGGGAAGGGCGUCGACGCCUUUAUCAUCCCGUCGGAAGACCCGCACCAGAGCGAGUACAUGGCGCCGUGCUUCGAGCGCCGCGCGUUCAUCUCGGGCUUCACGGGCUCCGCGGGCACGGCGGUGGUCACGCGCGAGCGCGCGCUGCUGUGGACGGACGGGCGCUACUUCCUGCAGGCGGAGCAGCAGCUUCCGCCCGGCUGGGACCUCAUGCGCGCGGGCAUGCCCGGCGUGCCCUCCGUCGCGGACUGGCUGGCGGAAGCUCUUCCCGCGGGAAGCCGAGUGGGCGUUGAUCCGUUAGUGCACUCAGCGGACAACGUGAGGGGCCUGGCGGACACGCUGGCAGCGUCGUCGUCCGUGGUGGUGCCGCUGCUGCGCGAGAGCAACCCCGUUGACGCCGUGUGGGGCGCCGAGCGUCCCCCGCCCCCAUCAGCGCCCAUGAGGGUGCACCCGAUCGAGUUCGCGGGGCAGACGGUGAGGGCGAAGCUGCAGCAGCUGCGGGCAGAGAUGAGGGACGCGGGUGCCACGGCGCUGCUGGUGUCGGCUCUGGAUGAAGUCGCCUGGCUGCUCAACGUGCGUGGAGCGGACGUGCCGCACUGUCCAGUGACAGUGGCAUAUGCAGUGGUGGAGGCGGAAGCAGCGCACCUCUUUGUGGACCCCAGCAAGGUGGCAGCGCCUGCUGUCGCAGAGCAUCUGGCAGCAGCAGGCGUGUCCGUCAAGCCUUAUGGCGACCUCGUGCCCUUCCUCCAGAGGUCUGCAAUGGAGGGGGCCCGUCUCUGGCUCGACCCUGCCUCCGCGUCCUCUGCAGUGCUCUGUUCUGUUGAAGCCGCCUGCGCUCAGUUCUACGAACAGAGAGCCUCAGGGAAGGGGGGGGUUGGAAAGAAGGGGAAGAAGGGCGAGAAGGGGGAGAAGAAGAGCAAGGAGGGAAAGGGAGGGAAGGGUAGGGAGGAGCGAGGGGGAGCAGGUGGGGAGGAAGUGGAAGGCCCGGCAGUGCUGAGCCGAACCACCCCGAUCUCUCUGGCCAAGGCACUGAAGAACGAAUCUGAGAUUGAGGGCAUGAAGAACGCGCAUAUCAGGGACGCGGUGGCAAUGGCGCAUUUCUGGGAGUGGGCGGAGAGGGCAGUGGUGGAGGAGGGGAGGGCAGUGACGGAGGUGGAGCUGGGGGAGAGGCUAGAGGCGUUCCGUGCCCAGCAGGAGGGGUUCCUCGAUACCAGCUUUGAUACCAUCGCAGGUUCGGGCAAGAACGGGGCGAUCAUUCACUACCGAGCCGAGGAGGACAACUGUGCGGUGGUGGAUCCUUCCAAGAUGCGUCUGCUGGACAGCGGGGCGCAGUACAUGGACGGCACAACAGACAUCACGCGCACUGUCCACUUUGGGACUCCCUCGGACUAUGAGAAGGAGUGCUACACACGCGUGCUGCAGGGCCAUAUCGCGCUAGAUUGCGCAGUGUUCCCCCAGGGCACGCCCGGGUUCGCUCUCGACAUUCUGGCGCGAAAGGCGCUGUGGGGCAUGGGGCUGGACUACCGGCACGGCACGGGGCACGGCGUGGGCGCUGGGCUGAACGUGCACGAGGGGCCGCAGAGCAUCAGCCCGCGCUUUGGCAACCCGACUCCUCUGCAGGCCGGCAUGGUUGUUAGCAACGAGCCGGGGUUCUACCACGAUAACCAGUUCGGGAUCAGAAUCGAGAACCUUCUUGUGGUGAGGGAGCAGCAGACGCAGUUCCGAUUUGGUGGCACAACGUAUCUGGGAUUCGAGUGCCUCACACUCUUUCCAAUCCAGACGAAGCUAGUGAGUGUGGAGCUGCUGAGCAACGCAGAGGUGAAGUGGAUUAACGACUAUCACCAGCGCGUGUGGGACACUGUCUCCCCUUUGCUAUCAGGGGCACCCCUGCAGUGGUUACAGCGCAACACUCAGCCCAUCUCGCGAAACCAGGCCCCACAGAAACCUGCAGCGGCUAGAGGGGCAAAAGCAGGAGCCAAAGGAGGAGCUAAGGCAGCAGCCAAGGCGGCUGCAGCCAGCUAA